Messenger RNA from Aureobasidium subglaciale EXF-2481, 2976 nucleotides. RefSeq lists its product as uncharacterized. The coding region runs from base 1 to 2976 and encodes 991 amino acids. The transcript has a single exon. Lineage: Eukaryota; Fungi; Ascomycota; Dothideomycetes; Dothideales; Saccotheciaceae. The record is from RefSeq and is a predicted model, not a curated record. Gene Ontology annotation, molecular function: protein binding.
AUGUUCCAAAGCCGAAGACGAGUGCCAUCAGAGGGAGCGCUCCGAGUGCUGCGGCAGCUGGCGUACAUCUCAUCAGGCACAGCCUGUGGUGUGGCAGCCGUCAUAGCAGAAGAGCGCCGCCGCCAGACCAAUGUCGUCUCGAAGAUAGCAGACAAUUCGCGCCGCUUGAAACAGCAUCCACGCUACCAGCACGCCCACGCUGCUCGUCGCAGACUCAACCAGGAUGCGACGCACGCCCACGCCAACGACGCGACGCUGCACACGCAGGCAGAAACCUUUCGCAACAACGUCCUGCCUUCCGAAGUCGAGCGAGGAUACGCCAAACUCGAGUCACGCCAACCACACGACGUCCAAACCAACCGCUCGUCCAAUCCUCUCCCACGACCACAUCCCACAACACAAGUCACCUCACCACAAGGACAGACGCCUCGUGUACCGGCGUCCACCAGUCUACGCAGUCCGCCGUCUCUGGUCAACGCCAUUGAGAAACAUGGUCUGGCCCGUACAUUGGCCGCUCUCGAACUUCGCUGCGAGAAGCUCGUUUCUCAGAACCUGGGCGAUGAUGCUUUUCGCUUGUUUCAUCAAUCUCUCAUCUUGGCCAAGUCCGCAGGCAUCUGCCCGUCCGACUUUAAACCACUUGCAGUCCGCUUGUUCGAUUCUUUUCUGCUCAAGCGAAGCUUCCGCAACUGUCAACAACUGGUCGAUCACAUGUAUCUCGAAGCAUGGCCUGUCACUCAUUGUCUUCACAGCUUUUCCUUGGCCUGCAUUAAGCCCCUACGCCCUAGAUGGUUGGUCCACAUGAACGAGUGCUACGGCGAAAAGUUUGUUUUUCCUCGCACUGUCUACCCUGCAUUAUGCGCAGCAUACGCGACCCAUAGUCCCAAAGUCUGCGCCCUCCUAUUCGCCAAACAUAUACACAGGGAACAACGUCUUACAGUACUGCUCUGCUGCGAACCUGCAUGGCCUGCCAUCAUCGAACAAAUGUGGUACACUACUCGCAACUAUAGCCUUGUCGACUCGCUCUUCGAGCAUAUGUGCCAGUCUACAAAACUUCCGCCACUGGUCCUCUAUAAUGCCAUGAUCAAAGUUUGCAUCAAGUCCGGAAAUCUCGAUCGAGCUCACCAUCAUCUCCGCACCAUUCAGCAGAGCCCACAUCUGGAAGCCGACAUAGUCACUUUUGGCCACUUCGUCCUUUUGACGUCUUCAAACGCCGAUUGGCCUGCUGUCGAUCAUCUGAUGACCAUGUUAGGCCGCGCAGGAGAAGUGGAAGCAACUCCCGAGAAACGUACUGAUCUCUUCAUCCCUGUUCUGAAAGCCUAUGCCAAGCAUCACCAUCCAGAGGAAGUUUGGUCCUUUGCCUUCAAGGCGAUUGACGAAUACGCAGUCCUUCCCGACCCGCGCAUCUUGAGCAUCGGCAUCAAUGAUCUAAUCAGAACUGGUCGAUUGGGGAUGAUUCCAGUGUGGGUCAACAAAAUGAAGACUUAUGGACGAGGUGCAGAAAUUACAUCAAAAACUGCCGGGGCCAUGGUGCGGCAAUUCUACUUUGAUACCAGGCCUUCUCACACCGUUUUGAUCUGGCUCUGCCGACGCUUGUUGAAUCAUGUUCCAGAGUACUGGUCCCAGAAUCUGCUUAAUCUACUGCUUGAGGCUGUAGCACACGACCUUCGAGGUUAUCGAUCCGGUCUUGCCCACAGGGAGCCUCGGGCACUGCUCAUGCUCAAGGCGCUACAGGAGGUCGAUUUGGAUCGGCCGAGUCUACCUAAGCCUCUCAACUGGUACCAGAUACAUGAAGAGACGAGACCAGUUCGUGCACCUCUGCUCCUCUCCAAUUCAGGUAUGCGAGAGACAGCCGGAGAUGAAUCACUGGCAAAUUUUGGUUACGAGAUCGAUGAAGUGUGGUCAAAUGACGUUUCUUUGGCAAGCGACCGGUCAGUAGACUACAAAAAUGUGCCGUCAGUUGAAGAUCUAUCGAUGGAUGGCAUGCCGGACACCGCGCUUUCGACCGCCCUAAGAGCGCAGACUCUCAAAGAGAAUGAGAUGCUGAUAGCCCUGUCGGAGGCAAGGUACGCAGAUCUCCUCAACAUGUACGAAAGCAGCCUUGGACGAAGUGGUCUGCCCGCGUCAUCAUACUCUCUAGAGAUGGCAAUACAGGCCCGCACGAAGUUGUCAGAUGACGUCGGCCUACUUGAAGAUCAUAUCGACACAGCCAGUGAAGCUGGUAUGGAGAUCACCGCGGCGCUGAUACCACUAUUAAGUCAUCAGAUACGAAUCGCGACACCAGGUGCACCGAUGCACAUUGACGAGCUCCGCGAUACCGUGCGGGGGUUUUACCGGCAUAUGGUGAGGAACAAUGUCAACAUCAAACAUCAUCUAGCCACGGCUUCAGCAACAGUCUUGAUCCAGAACAACCAGGCGAACGAAGCAAUCCAGCUUCUCCAGAUGAUCUAUCACUCAAAGUGGGUGGGAGAAGUGCCAUUUGACCUGCCAGCCAUGACUGUAUUGCUACAAGCAUAUAUUCGCGUAAGCCACAGCACGGGAAUCGAGUGGGUCAUCAAGGAAGUCUUGGCUAAAGGCUACCGAAUCGACUACACCUUCAUGACUGUCGUCCGGAAAGCGCGGAAGCACGCCGAGCUACGAUCACGAUCUGAAGGUUCCAGAGGUGCUAACAAUCUCAGACUAGCAAGGGUGCUAGAGUACUACUCUGAAGUUUGCAGAGUGAGGCAAAAGACACAGAUCAGGCAGGCAUCAUCUCUGGGCAACAGGCUCAUCCGCAUCAUGAUCAAGCUUGCCAAACCUGCACCCGAUGUCGAUGUUCCCAAGCUGCAAGGACAGCGUGUUCGUCCUGAUCUAUGGUCACGAGGUCUGCGUCUUGCGGAUGGACGUAGAAGUACAUGGCGUAUCGUUGGCGGUAGACGAAAAGACCCGCGCAUACAUCGUCGGUCACGAAGACGGACCCCAAUCGUCAUCAAAGAAUGA